CCCGAAACGGCAUUUGAGGAGUCCCAGCAAGUCUUUUAAAGAUGUACUUGGCUGACCGACCACUCGGCGGCAGUUGAAGAGGGAACCAGAGGGUAUUCGUAAAAAAGAUAAAAAAAGGGUAAGCGACGAAUGAUUGGGACUCAGUAUCGGCAAUUGCGACGGCUGGCAUCGGAAGCAAAGAGCACCCCAGCUCAGGAUAAUGAAAAUUUACCAUCACAGAAGUUCAACCUCUUUCCGUAGGAGCAUGUGAUUAUCAUCAGCAUCUUCUCAGGUGAAGCCUAGUCAUCUCUUUGAAAAGUUUCCCUCAUGUGUUACUUUUCAUUGUUGUAUGAUGUCGCUGUAUAUCUCCCCCUUAGCGUCUCCGCAUCUUUUUCGUUUUAAAUGGGUUUCUUUUUCGUUUAACUGAAACUUCUUUCCUUCUUGUUUAUACCACUCUAUCCGGCAUACCCGAGUUGCCAUUCAAAACUUUCAUACAGCUCACUUACAAAUAUUUAGUUUCAAAAUAUAAAAGCUUUUGCUGUAUGUGAUACAGACGCGCUCUCCAUCCCUUCCUUUCACUCAGCAAAAAAUCCCUUGGGAAGUUCGUUUCACUCAGUGUCUGCCUUCCCUUUUAUAUAAAGAGGGAUUUGUUCUGUCUCUUCCUAUGCAUACAUCGAAAUCUCUUUCCGUUCCGUCCUACCUCCGUAAUAGAUGCAUCGCGACCCUUGCGUUCCUUUUGAAUAGGGAUCGGUCCCUUAGCGUCGUUAAAGAAUCAAAGGUAAGGUACAUAGAACCCUCGGUAUUACUUUUCCCUUUAAUAAGCGAUUGGAAAUUGCUUCUUUCAGAGAAAUUAUUUCACUACAGAUAGUUAAACAUCUACAAAUCUUUAAUUCUGAUGACUGGUAUCCUCUGCUUCUUCCCUUACACUACGCAGAAAUAUACCGGAGUUAAGAGUCUCAUUUCGGUACUAUUGGAUGCUAUUGCCGGGUACACAAUAUUUGCCAUUGAAGGAGGUGUAACGUGAACAAAACUAAAAAGCAUUUUCUCGCUUUUAAUGAAGGCAGAAAUAAAAAAGCAAUACAGAAUUGCAUAAAAGGGCAUCGUUAGAGAGCAGCCUUUUACAUAACCUUAGUUUUGGUUUUUCGAGGAUUUUUUUUUCGUUAAAAGUUUUCUAAGUCCUGUUUUGUGUUGAUUGAUUGUUUAUUCUUUUUUUUUUCUUUAUCGCUAUUUUUUUUUCUUUCAUUUAUUUAUUCACUAAUUCGUUCUGCAUCUUUUGGUUACAUUAGAUUCAUUCUCUUCUUUCUAAUUGUUCUUUGCACUAUAUUGAAUCAUCCCGCUUGUUCAAUCCGCUUUCCAAGUGCUGCUGCUUUUUUAUUUAGUUAAUGGGUCUCUUGAAGCAACGUUAUCAUGAACUUUUGGACUUGCGCGUACGUGGUGAACGCCUUCCUAUUGCUAGGCGCCUUCAACACUUUACGUGGGCGUGGUUUGCUUCUACUAUGGGUACUGGUGGCAUUGGCAUGAUCACAUCUUUGUAUUAUUUUCGUUUUCAUGGUCUCAAUACCCUUGGGAAAAUUAUCUUUGUCUUUCAACUUUGCAUUUUUUCUCUUUUUACAGUAUGCAUUCUCUUUCGUUUCCUUCGCUACCGGGGUACGUUCAGGAAGGCUUGGAAUAACCCUGGCGAAUUAGUCUUUAUGCCUACCUUUCUCCUCUCCAUUGCCACUAUAAUUAGUAACUUUUACCCAUAUGCCUACCCUUACACCGGCGAAUGGAUGGUUUGGACGAUUCGCAUCACCUACUGGAUUUAUGUCGCUUGCGCUUGCAUUUUUUGUGUCAGCUCCUUUUAUACCCUUUUUCGCAAUCAUCCAUUUCGUCUUAAUACCAUUAUUCCCGCUCUCAUUCUUCCAAUUUUUCCCUGUAUGAUUUGUGGUGUUGCUGCGAGCGCCAUUGUUGAGUCUCAGCCUCCAGAACAGGCAAAAAAUAUGAUUGUCGCUGGUAUCGCCUUCCAAGGCUUGGGUUUUUGGAUCUAUCUUCUUGUUUAUGGGAAUAACAUACUUCGUCUUUUCACAGCCGGUCUUCAGGCCCCGGCUGAUCGUCCUGGCAUGUUCAUCUUUGUUAGCCCUCCUUCAUACACGGGUCUAACUCUUUUGGAUCUUGCUUUUGGUGCUGUACACAAGCAUCACCCUAUUUUUGUCACAAAAGACUCACCCGAAUGGCUACUUUUCAUCUGCAGUUUCUUUGCUUUGUUCAUGAUCGGUUUGGGCAUUUUUAACUUUGUACUUGCUUUGGUUUCUGUCAUCGCCGGCUUUUGCUCUCCUGGUAAACUGAAAUUUAAGGUUUCCUGGUUCGCAAUGAUCUUUGCGAAUGGUGGUCUUGUUAUGGUCAUCCAAGAGCUUGGCAAAGCCAUCAAUUCUAAAGCCCUUGAUGUUAUUGGUCAAGUUUGCGGUGUCAUCAUAACCAUUGUUUGGAUUUGCUUAAUCAUUCUUGCCGUUCGUGCCGUAUAUGUUCAAGAACUCCUCUAUCCUGGAAAGGAUGAAGAUGUCGGCAUUCUUCCUCCUGAUGUUCUUGAAUACUAUGAAAAAUUAGAAUCCUUUGAGAAGGACGGCACCUCCAAGGAUGCUCAAGUGACUCUGAAAGAAAUCAAUCAUAAUGACAAAAAUUCCUAAUACUGGUUCUGUUAAGCUUUUUCUUUGGCUCUAAUUUCGUUGAAAAAGCAUGGUAACUCUUGGUUUUUUUUCUUUUGUAUUCUUGCUUUCUUCUUUUUUUUUUUUUUUUUUUUUGGUUCCUUUCCAUAAAUGACCUGUACAGCUGAUGAAAAAAGUUAGACUGUUUGAUUGUUUCAUGUUCGGUUAUCUAUUUAUUUUUUAGACGUUUCGUUUUCAUUUGCCAUGAUUCGUGAUAAAAAUGGAGAUUUUUCAAGCCUGGUACCUAAUUAUUUUAUAUUUUUCUCUUUUUAAAUGUAACGAGCUUUCAACAUGAAUACUGUACCUCCUUUCUCACCUGUUUCCUAUUAUCAUUUUUAUUUAUCAAUUAAGUUCUAAACAUACUUCUUUUUUGGUAGAGUUGAAUGGAAAGCUAAUGCUGUGUCUAAUGGAACCCUUAUGUCGCUCUUUUUAAGUUUUACAUUGGCAAGCCGAUUUUGAAUAUAUCUAAUUAUAACUACUUGAUUUAAUCGCUAAGGACUUAAAUAAUGCAUGCGCUUUUUUAAACGAUCAUUCUUUAGUGUUUUG
Messenger RNA from Schizosaccharomyces cryophilus OY26, 3206 nucleotides. Its product is annotated as TDT malic acid transporter. Gene Ontology annotation, cellular component: membrane. The transcript has a single exon. Bases 1362 to 2642 code for a protein of 426 amino acids. The record is from RefSeq and is a predicted model, not a curated record. Gene Ontology annotation, molecular function: malate transmembrane transporter activity. Gene Ontology annotation, biological process: malate transmembrane transport. Lineage: Eukaryota; Fungi; Ascomycota; Schizosaccharomycetes; Schizosaccharomycetales; Schizosaccharomycetaceae.